Anthostomella pinea is the source of this 849-nucleotide messenger RNA. The record is from the annotation of a GenBank genome assembly. NCBI's taxonomy places the organism in Eukaryota, Fungi, Ascomycota, Sordariomycetes, Xylariales, Xylariaceae.
AUGUCGCAUGAAAAGGCUGAGGCUCGUCUAGCCUCCGAACCGAACGAGCAAGAUCGCUCUGUCACAGAAGUCAGCUCUAAGCCAGAGUCCCAGCCGGAGCCUACCUCCUUUGCUUCGCGGGCAUGGAGACAUAUGCAAGAGCCCGUCCGUGCUUCGGGUUUUGCUGAGUUCGAGCUGCUAUUUCUGACCUUUUGCACCGGCAUCCAAGAUGCCAUCUCGUUCCCUGACUACCACUGUUUCGCCUCCAACCAGACGGGCAACACGGUUUUCCUGAUGUUGGCCAUCGUUCUACCCGAGCUCAACGGCAACAUGUUCAUCACUCCGAACAUCGGGGCUGCCCUCGGCUUCUUCCUGUGCGCCGGGUGGAUAACCGGCCAGAUCAGCCACAUCGUCGGGCCUCGUCGGAGAAUCUGGCUCGUCUGCUCGAACUUCAUACAGUCAUGCCUGGUGUUCGCUGCCGCAGCGAUACAGUACCGUUACGGAACCGGACUACACGGCUCGACUGCGGUCAUCGUCGUCGCGCUGCUCGCCUUUGCAGCCGGCAGCCAGGUUGUCCAAUCGCGCUCUCUGAAGAUGACCGAAAUCAGUACGGCCAUGGCGACGGCUGCGUGGGUCGAUCUGGUGGUCGACCCGGCAUUGUUUAAGCGUAAGAAUCAUCCGCGGACGAGGCGUGUCAUGUUCUUGCUGUCGCUCAUUGCCGGAUCCCUUGUGGGUGCUGGUAUCUACCGGACUGCUGGCUCUGCUGCGGCCAUCUUCGUCUCAGCGGUGGGAAAGUCGAUCGUCACGAUCAUGUACUUCUUCAACAGCACUGACAAGCCGAGGAAGGACGAGGGUGGUGAUUCUUGCUAG